CAGUUCUCCGUCUUCGCUGUGGGACAAAGCCCGGAUAGCUCCGACUAUUGUUUACAUGCAGCCGGUGAGUGGUGCUUGCCGGCUGGACUAGGCAUGGUUGUCGUACUACGUUGUUUCCGCUGGGGGAUAUAAAGCCAUUCCUCACCCAGGAAUUGCUCGGCCCAUCUUCCACCACACUGUUCCCCACAGACGGACCCUUUCCAACGUUCACUUGACACCAACACCAUUCACCCAUUUGAACCUCAUCAUGCGUUUCACUACUGCCUUCGUCUCGGCCCUGGCCGCUGGUGCUGCCUCCGCUCAGGUUUCGUCCAUCAUUCAGUCCGUUGGAGGCGACAUCACCUCUGCACUGGGUUCUGUCCUCCCGACCGGCUCCGUUGCAUCCGACAUCAGCUCCGCCCUUUCCUCCCUCGAGUCUGGAAUCUCCUCCGAAGUCAAUUCCAUCACCUCGGAACUCGCGACAGCAACCGGCGGUGUCGCGACCAGCUUGAGCGAGGUCUUGUCUUCCAUCGAGUCGAGUGUGCACAGUGUCGAGAGCUCCCUUGUGACCAGCGCAACUGAAGGUACCACUGGCGCUGCCGGCGCUACUACCACUGGCACACAGACUGGCACGCAGUCCCCUGGCGCCGCAGCCCCUACCGCCCUCCCUGUCAUGGGCGCAGUUGCAGGAGGUAUUCUCGCCAUUGCCGGUCUGUUGUAAAGUGGAAAGCGCCCAGCCUUUGCAAAGACCAGCUGCGCAACAAAUUGGCUAGAUGCCGUCGAGUGGCGUUAUGGACCGGCUUAGGGAAGUCGGCAACUAAACCCGACGGUGCACCGGAAUAGCUCGGUGGUAGCUUCAAAAGAGUGGAAGAGGAGUUCUGACUUCUAGAUAUCGUGUGGGAUGUAAUGGUAGUCGAGCUUACAUGGUCGAAUUGACUAUUUCGAGUACCU
Westerdykella ornata is the source of this 930-nucleotide messenger RNA. RefSeq lists its product as uncharacterized. NCBI's taxonomy places the organism in Eukaryota, Fungi, Ascomycota, Dothideomycetes, Pleosporales, Sporormiaceae. The record is from RefSeq and is a predicted model, not a curated record. The transcript is spliced from 2 exons. The coding region runs from base 248 to 700 and encodes 150 amino acids.